Molecule: messenger RNA, 2082 nt
Organism: Phragmites australis (common reed)
Lineage: Eukaryota; Viridiplantae; Streptophyta; Magnoliopsida; Poales; Poaceae
Product: butanoate--CoA ligase AAE1-like
Exons: 2
Coding region: 309-2027 (572 amino acids)
Source: RefSeq, a predicted model, not a curated record
GUCAAAUCAUAUAAUGCUAGUGCUAAUGAAAGUGGAAUCACGACAACGGCCACUGCAAGUUGCAUCCGGAACAGAAAAGAAAAAGAUUGCAUUCAGAACACAAUUUUGGCGUGCUCGAGAAAGGAAAUCAGACUUGUUUACUGCACUUGGUAAUAGAGCCACCGGGCAAAUUCCCAAAGGACAUAUAUUUAUGACCGAGUAUAAGAUAACAUUUCGUUCGUUUGUUUUGUUAUCCACAAACACUUUGGAUAAUUGGAUCGCAUUUGUACUUAGUCGAGGAAGUCAUCCCAUUUGGCAUACACGCUGCCAUGGAAGGAUCCAAGUGGUGCGCUGCGAACUACGUGCCGCUCACGCCGCUCAGCUUCUUGGAGCGCGCCGCUCUCGUGUACGGUGGCCGCACGGCCGUCGUCUGCGGCGACAAGCGUUACUCGUGGCGCGAAACGCGAGAACGGUGCCUCGCCGGGGCGUCCGCGCUCGCGCACCGCGGCGUCGGCCGCCGAGACGUGGUAAGUGACUGGAGCUUGACAAGCUGUUCCGUUUUCUUUUUUUUGCGUUCUACUACUCUGUGCUCUGCCGAUCAGGUCGCGGUCAUCGCCUCGAACAUACCGGCGAUGUACGAGCUUCAUUUCAGCGUGCCGAUGACCGGCGGUGUUCUCUGCACGCUGAACACCCGGCACGACGCUGCCAUGGUGUCAAUUCUGCUGAAACACUCGGACGCCAAGGUUUUCCUCGUCGAGUCGCAGUUCCUUGCCGUCGCCCACGACGCCCUGAGGCUCCUCGCCGACGGCAAAGACAACCUUCCUCUCCUCAUCACAAUCUCCGACGACGACAACAACGACGGUAGCGUCAUGGAUUACGAAGCUCUUCUGCGGAGUGCGCCGCGCGGCUUCGACAUCAGGUGGCCGACCGACGAGCGUGACCCCAUAUCGCUGAACUACACGUCGGGGACAACGUCGAGGCCGAAGGGCGUCAUCUACAGCCACCGCGGCGCGUACCUGAACUCGUUGGCCACGGUGCUCGUCAACGACAUGGCGACCAUGCCGGUUUACCUCUGGACCGUGCCCAUGUUCCACUGCAACGGGUGGUGCAUGGUGUGGGGCACCGCGGCGCAGGGCGGCAAGAGCGUCUGCAUCGGGAGCGUGGCGCCCAAGGUCAUCUUCGAGCAGAUUGCGCGCCACGGGGUGACCAACAUGGGCGGCGCGCCCACGGUGCUCAACAAGAUCGUGAACGCGCCGGCGUCAGAGCGGAAGCCGCUGCCGAGGAGGGUCCGCAUAUGGACGGGCGGCGCGCCGCCGCCUCCGCAGGUCCUAGCCAAGAUGGAGGAGCUCGGUUUCGACGUCGUUCAUGGGUACGGCCUCACCGAGACGUACGGGCCGGCGACGCUCUGCGCGUGGAAGCCCGAGUGGGACGCGUUGCCGCUCGCCGAGCGCUCCCGGAUCAGGACGCUGCAGGGCGUUCCCCACCUCAUGCUUCAGGACAUGGUCAUCAAGGACCCCGUGACCAUGGAGACCUUGCCCUCCGACGGGCGCACCGUCGGCGAGGUCAUGCUCCGCGGGAACACGAUCAUGAGUGGGUACUACAAAGACGCGGCCGCCACGGAGGAGACCAUGCGAGGCGGGUGGCUGCGCACGGGUGACCUCGGCGUGCGGCACCCGGACGGGUACCUCCAGGUCAAGGACCGGUCCAAGGACAUCAUUAUAUCGGGCGGUGAGAACAUCAGCUCGAUCGAGGUAGAGUCGGUGCUGUUUGGGCACCCCGCGGUCCUCGACGUCGCGGUGGUCGCGAGGCCGGACGAUCACUGGGGAGAGACGCCGUGCGCGUUCGUCACGCUGAAGGACGGAGCCAGAGUUACCGCGGAUGACAUCACCGAGUUCUGCAGAGCACGGCUGCCGCAUUACAUGGCGCCGAGAACGGUGGUGUUCGCCGACCUACCCAAGACUGCGACGGGUAAGACACAGAAGUACCUGCUAAGGGAGAAUGCAAGGGCCAUGGGAAGCCUGAGUAAGCAAGGCAGAAGCAAGCUGUAGUUGGCCUAGAUCGACAUCCUCUAGAUAUGAAUAUGAGGGCUCAUCCUCAUAUUCA